This is a messenger RNA of Cynoglossus semilaevis (tongue sole), 1025 nucleotides long. RefSeq names its product mitochondrial ribosomal protein S12 (gene mrps12). Gene Ontology annotation, cellular component: small ribosomal subunit; ribosome. The record is from RefSeq and is a predicted model, not a curated record. Gene Ontology annotation, biological process: translation. NCBI's taxonomy places the organism in Eukaryota, Metazoa, Chordata, Actinopteri, Pleuronectiformes, Cynoglossidae. The coding region runs from base 238 to 669 and encodes 143 amino acids. Gene Ontology annotation, molecular function: structural constituent of ribosome. The transcript is spliced from 3 exons.
ACCUCCAUCGUCCGUGGUGUAUUUCCGGUUGAAAUAGGUCACUGUCUGUCUGUUCUUGUGUGAACGUGCUUGGUUACGUGUUUCUUUUAUUUGACUGCGUUCUUAAACUUUACAUAAAAAUCUGUUUAUUGUUAAUUCUCGUCUGUUGUCGCGGGUCUCCCUCGGAGUUGUCUCGUCACUAAGAAGUUUGUGGCUUUAAAAAGCGUCACCUCUGCGCUGUCUCUUAGCUUUAGCGGGAUGUUGUCGGUGUGGAGCCUGAAGCCACUGCUGACGUCAAUCUCCCAAGUUUCCCAUCAUGCCUCUGUGUGGACACGGCCCCUUCUCUCCAGAACCAUGGCCACGUUGAAUCAAAUGCACCGGCUGGGAAAACCUAAAUCUCCGCCCAAAGCCUUGGGAGCAACGUUCGGCCGCCCACAGCUCAAAGCUGUGAUCCUGAAGACAAUGAUCCGGAAACCCAAGAAGCCCAACUCAGCCAACAGGAAGUGCGCCCGUGUGCGUCUGUCCAAUGGCAAGGAGGCAAUAGUGUACAUUCCUGGGGAGGGACACAACCUGCAAGAGCAUAAUGUGGUGCUGGUCGAGGGGGGGCGCACUCAGGACCUGCCUGGUGUCAAGCUGACGGUGGUGAGAGGAAAAUACGACUGUGCACACGUGGUGAAGAAGAAACAGUAGGGGGGAUGAUGGCACAGCAGGGACUGUUGAAAAUAUAAUUUUGACUUUUUUUAUAAAAAUGAAGACAUCCCAGAGAGACUGCGAACCUGCUGUGAUAUUUUGGCUUUCAUCAUAGGAUCUCAAUUGUUGUUCUGGACUUUGAGACAAGUUGCUGCUGUUUAAACAAUAAAUAUUUGUGAAUAGAGCUCACUUUAAACAAUGCCUUUAUUUUGAAAGGCAUUUUUUUGGCUUCAGUGGUUGUAUGUAGACAUUACACAACAGCAGGCGCCCCCUACUGUCAAUAUGGUCGCGGACAGAGGCUGUCCUGAAAACAGGAGAAGUGAUGCUUUGUUUAUUAAAGACUCAACUAAUAAAAA